UUCUUUGCCCAGAAAUUCACAUAACCUCACAUUUUCUUUGCCAAAAAGUGAUGUAAAUAUUAGAAAAUGAAUAUUUUUGGGAGAGAAAUUCUGAGAAAAUCCCUUUCUCCAGCCAUCAGAUCCUGCAGGAAAUGUCCUGGAAGUUUGAUUUCUAGCCGGAAAGGGCAUUCAUAUGAGGGUGAUGGGAAGACAACAGUACAAAUCCUCAACAGAGAAGUUGAAAAUGGGCUUCUAAUUGACGCUUUCAGUCAGAUUGGCUUCCGACUGAAUAAUCGGAUGAACAUUAUUGGCCCCAUGGCAAUCUUCCCACGAAUAGCUCUAUCUUGGAAUGUAGGCUCAUACGAGGAUAUCAAUGAGCAGACCCUUAGCCUCUUCACCGUGCUUGAGCCAAAGAUUGACAUUCUAAUUGUGGGUGUUGGUGAUGAGAAGAUUACACCGCAAUUCUCAAGGAGAAUCAUCGACUACAUCCGUUCGUCGAGGAUCAACGUGGAAGUCCUAAACACAGAGCAAGCGUGCUCAACAUUUAAUUUUCUCAACACUGAAGGACGCGUUGUGGCUGGUGCUAUGAUCCCCCCACGGACUCUGAGACUAUCUGAUCACGAUAGAUUCAUUUCCGGAAAGCCCAUUCUCAAGCAAAUGACUUACAUUGAUGAGUCAAAGUAGUGGGAGGGAAGCUUAUAAAUAAAUUUAGUUAUUAAUUGUA
Messenger RNA from Lutzomyia longipalpis, 703 nucleotides. RefSeq names its product NADH dehydrogenase [ubiquinone] 1 alpha subcomplex assembly factor 3. Lineage: Eukaryota; Metazoa; Arthropoda; Insecta; Diptera; Psychodidae. The record is from RefSeq and is a predicted model, not a curated record. The transcript is spliced from 3 exons. Gene Ontology annotation, biological process: mitochondrial respiratory chain complex I assembly. Gene Ontology annotation, cellular component: mitochondrial inner membrane. The coding region runs from base 67 to 663 and encodes 198 amino acids.